Molecule: messenger RNA, 1239 nt
Organism: Pleuronectes platessa (European plaice)
Lineage: Eukaryota; Metazoa; Chordata; Actinopteri; Pleuronectiformes; Pleuronectidae
Product: retinol dehydrogenase 8
Exons: 6
Coding region: 42-971 (309 amino acids)
Biological process (GO): estrogen biosynthetic process
Cellular component (GO): cytoplasm
Molecular function (GO): estradiol 17-beta-dehydrogenase [NAD(P)+] activity
Source: RefSeq, a predicted model, not a curated record
UCAGGAUCCUGCUGAGCCUUGAGGUCAGAGGUCAAAGGGUCAUGGGGACCAGGAGGGUGCUGGUGACUGGAUGCUCCUCCGGCAUUGGCUUGGCUGUAGCCGCACGGCUGGCUAAAGAUGAGCUGAGACGGUUUAAAGUGGUGGCCACAAUGAGGGAUCUCGGAAAACGGGGGCCCUUGGAAAAGGCGGCAGGAGCUUCCUUAAACAAAACCCUGGAAAUCAAACAGCUGGAUGUCUGUUGUGAAGCCUCCAUCAGAGAGUGUGUCAACAGCCUGCCGGACAGAAGGGUGGAUAUCCUUGUGAAUAAUGCAGGUGUUGGCAUGAUCGGGCCACUGGAGUGCCAAAGUAUUGCUGCCAUGAAGGAGCUCUUCGACACAAACUUCUUCGGGCUGGCGCGGCUAGUGAAAGAGGUGCUGCCCGGCAUGAAGCGACGGCAGAGCGGCCAUAUCGUUGUGAUGAGCAGCGUCAUGGGAAUCCAGGGGCUUCUGUUCAAUGACGUCUACUCUGCCUCUAAAUUUGCUGUGGAAGGAUUUUGUGAAAGUCUGGCAGUGCAGGCAUUGAAGUUUAACAUCAAGACGACUCUUGUGGAACCUGGCCCUGUGGUGACGGAGUUUGAAAGGAAAGUGUACGAAGAUGCCGAGGCGAUGGAUCUAUCAGGGACAGACGAAGAGACGGCCAAAAUCUUCCAUGAAGUUUACCUGCCAUACUCGAAAAAGGUCUUUGCCUCAUUAGGCCAGACACCGGCAGAAGUGGCCGAGCAAACAGUUAAAGUCAUCACAGCCAAGGAACCUCCUCUGCGCCACCAGACCAACCGCCUGUACAUGCCCAUGACUGCACUGAAACAUGCAGAUCCAACCGGCCGCCUGCCUCUGGAAACCUUUCACAAGAUGAUCUUUAAACACGACCGUGUGGUCAAUGCUACUCUGGCUUUGCUUCGAGUGCUGCGGCGAAGAGGAGGAGAGAAAUUAUGACUUGGCUGUCGGGUUGCAAACACUGUAGAUGUUAUUCCGAAGGAGACAGUGACUGACUGUGCAUGCAAGUUGUUGUCGCUAUUCUUUGAGAAUGACGUCCAGCUGUGAGGGGACACAGGUUUGAGUGAGCAUGUUUCUGUUAUCUGUGUGAAACAGUAACUACAGUGAUAAUAGUAAUGUAAUGUGUACUGUAAGUGUGUACAUGAAGUAUGUCUCCCUGAGCAAUAUUAUAAAGCUUUCAAACUCUCUGCACACUAGUAAAAAUGAA